This is a messenger RNA of Hemicordylus capensis (graceful crag lizard), 855 nucleotides long. Its product is annotated as olfactory receptor-like protein COR4. The record is from RefSeq and is a predicted model, not a curated record. The transcript is spliced from 2 exons. Bases 1 to 855 code for a protein of 284 amino acids. Gene Ontology annotation, biological process: sensory perception of smell; G protein-coupled receptor signaling pathway. Gene Ontology annotation, molecular function: odorant binding; G protein-coupled receptor activity; olfactory receptor activity. Lineage: Eukaryota; Metazoa; Chordata; Lepidosauria; Squamata; Cordylidae. Gene Ontology annotation, cellular component: membrane.
AUGGGGGAGACAAAUUGUACUGCAACUGAAUUCAUUUUCUCAGGAUUGACACCUUUUCCGGAAUGGAAGGUCACCCUUUUUGUGUUGUUCCUAAUGAUUUAUGUGGUCACUCUGGUGGAGAAUCUUGGGAUGGCAGCUUUGAUCCAUGCUGAUGCCCAGCUCCAGAUUCCCAUGUACUUCUUCUUGAAGAGCUUGUCUGUCGUUGAUAGCUGUUAUUCCACAGUAAUCACUCCCAAGAUGUUGGUGAAUUUCUUAUCUGGAAAAGGCACCAUUACAUAUGUAGGUUGCAUUGUUCAAUACUUCACUUUCAUCUUUUUUGUGACCUCAGAGUGCCUCCUGCUUGCUGUAAUGGCUUAUGACCGUUAUGUGGCCAUCUGUAAUCCAUUGCUCUAUACUGUGAUGAUGUCUCCAAAGAUACUUUGCGCAGGGCUGGUGGCAGGAUCGUACCUUUGGGGUUUGGUGAACUCUCUGAUUCACACAGGUGGAUUGUUGAGAUUAUCCUUUCGUGGCUCCAACAUCAUCAAUCACUAUUUUUGUGAUCUCACACCCCUCCUGAAACUGUCUUGCAGUGAUAUUUAUAUAAAUGAGAUGCUUCUUUUUACUUUUGGCAGCUUGUUUGAAAUGAGCACCUUGCUGAUCAUUAUCGUCUCUUACAUAUUCAUCCUAAUGGCUGUUCUGAGGAUUCGCUCUGCUAAGGGGAGGCAUAAAGCAUUUUCCACCUGUGCUUCCCAUCUCACAGCUGUGGCCAUAUUCCACGGGACCAUUUUGUUCAUGUAUUUCCAUCCCAGUUCCAGCUAUUCGCUUGACACUGACAAAAUGGCCUCUGUGUUUUACACUGUGAUAAUACCCAUGUAG